Candidula unifasciata is the source of this 1035-nucleotide messenger RNA. NCBI's taxonomy places the organism in Eukaryota, Metazoa, Mollusca, Gastropoda, Stylommatophora, Geomitridae. The record is from the annotation of a GenBank genome assembly.
AUGUCAGCAAGAAGACCCCGUUCAAAAGGGAAACGACAAGAUUCUGAGAAAAAAGUGGUUAAGCAAGAAGAGACAGAAGAUCCAGUAAUUACUGAACUUAAGGCCACAAACGAAUCUUUGAAAAGUCAAAAUGAAGCUCUGCAAGAAACUGUAAAUCAUUAUCAUAACAAGCUGCAUGCAGUUAUUCAGCAUAUCUUGAAUAACAAUCUGGACAACUAUGAACCUGCUGCGGACACAUCGCUCAUCAACAUCCCGGAGUCAGACGUGACAAGGCUAAUCACCAGCUUGAACAUUGCAGCGACAUCCAUGUUUCAACUUUACCAGGGCAGACUAGAGCACCUGCAGGAACAACUAGCACAGCUGAACUCUGAACUGGUGAAGGUGCUGGCCUUGAAAGUGAACACCGAAAGAGGACUACACAACAUGCAGAAACUGGGCACCGUAGAUGACCUCAAGGUGGCUGCCAAGAGAUUGUGGUACAAUAACUACAGCACACAUCUUUGUGUACCACCUGACCUCCCUAGCCAGGAGACAGCUGCCUUCACACAAUUGCCAAAAAGUGCUGUGGUCUCUCGUCCUGCGUCUGCUGCAGUCGGACAGGGCCAGGCUUUAGAAACGGUACAAGAAGCCAUACCUGCCAUGUAUCUCAGUGUUUUAAACCCAAAAACUCGGAGUAUCACCAUAACACCUGGCGAUGUGGAAGAACCUAUGCAGCCACCGGAACAGAAAAUGGCGGGUGAGACACACAUUUUCCACAUGCACGUAGGUCUACGAAGCUUAGUCAUCAGAGAGUUGAGCCAACAGAAAGGCAAUGCCAACGACUGGAGGCUCAUGGCCACACGAGUGGGGAUCCCCGAGUCUCUGGUCCAGCAGUGGAUCAAAAUGCGAGCCCCAAACGCCAUGGCCCUGGUGAUGAGAGUUUGGGGGGACAGCAGCGGCGCUACCGUCAGAAUGCUUCACAGACACCUGGUCUCCCCUCAGAUGAAAGCCGCCAUCUUGGCGAAGAGAAUCUCUGACUUUUACCAAGUUGAUUAG